AUGUCAGUCAGAGCAGUCACUACUAAAAGGAUCUUAUCUACAAGCACCACCAGUUUAAAAUCACAACCACGUCAUUUAGUCAGUAUUUCGCAAUUAUCAAACGAUGAAUUUUCAUCACUCGUUGCUAAAGCCCAACAUUUGAAACAAGUUUAUAAGUCAGGUCAUACCUCGGCCAUUGCUGAAAACCACUCCAAGUUACUAGGCAAAUUGGUGGCAUUACUUUUCUCAAAAAGAUCAACAAGGACAAGAAUCAGCACAGAAGGAGCAGCAGCUUUUUUUGGAGCACAACCCAUGUUUUUAGGAAAAGAUGAUAUUCAAUUAGGUGUAAAUGAAUCAAUGUAUGAUACCACUAAAGUCAUUAGUUCAAUGACAUCAUGUAUCUUUGCCAGAGUCAAUAAACAUCUGGACAUAUUGGGCUUGUGUAAAGAUUCAUCAGUUCCUAUUAUAAAUUCACUUUGUGACAAGUAUCAUCCAUUACAAGCCAUUGCUGACUUAUUAACGAUAAAGGAAAGUUUCGGGGGUAAUACUAAAGGCUUGAAAUUGGCUUGGAUCGGUGAUGCGAAUAAUGUUAUUAAUGACUUAGCUAUUGCAAGUUUGAAAAUGGGAAUUAACGUGUCCAUAUCAAUCCCAGAAUCAAUUACAUUUGAUAAAGAUGUCGAACAAGAUGCCAAGGCUAUUGCAACUCAACAAGGUCUCAAAUUUGAAAUUGUUAAUCAACCACAACAAGCUUUACACAAUGCAAAUAUUGUAGUUACUGAUACAUGGAUCUCGAUGGGUGAAGAGCUGCAGAAAAUUGCCAAGUUGAAACAAUUUGCUGGGUAUCAAAUCGACGCUAACUUGAUUAAACUGAGCCAAGUUGCUUCUAAUUGGAUCUUUAUGCACUGUUUACCCAGGCAUCAAGAAGAAGUCGCUGAUGACGUUUUCUACAGUGACAAUUCAGUUGUGUUUGAAGAAGCAGAGAAUAGAUUGUAUGCUGCUAUGGCUGUUAUUGAAGCUUUUGUGGUGAAUAAAGGGGAUUUGUUAAAGUAG
This is a messenger RNA of Lodderomyces orthopsilosis Co 90-125, 1029 nucleotides long. It is a transcript of the gene ARG3, whose product is annotated as ornithine carbamoyltransferase. Gene Ontology annotation, molecular function: ornithine carbamoyltransferase activity; amino acid binding. Gene Ontology annotation, cellular component: mitochondrion. Lineage: Eukaryota; Fungi; Ascomycota; Pichiomycetes; Serinales; Debaryomycetaceae. The record is from RefSeq and is a predicted model, not a curated record. The transcript has a single exon. Gene Ontology annotation, biological process: L-citrulline biosynthetic process. Bases 1 to 1029 code for a protein of 342 amino acids.